Brassica napus (rape) is the source of this 3575-nucleotide messenger RNA. RefSeq names its product cysteine-rich receptor-like protein kinase 5. The record is from RefSeq and is a predicted model, not a curated record. Gene Ontology annotation, molecular function: protein kinase activity; ATP binding. The transcript has 7 exons. Lineage: Eukaryota; Viridiplantae; Streptophyta; Magnoliopsida; Brassicales; Brassicaceae. Bases 1469 to 3466 code for a protein of 665 amino acids. Gene Ontology annotation, biological process: protein phosphorylation.
GGAUGCAUAAGCCCUUUGCGAAGACUUGGUUUGGUUCCUGUCCAAUGAAAGAGUUGUAGGAAAAGGCAUCUCCAGCCGUAACGUUUAGAGGCAAGAGACGAGAGGAUGAGUAGACGGUUUGAGUCGUAAGUAGAGUUGGGUCUGAAAGUCCCUGCACUGUCCUCGCAUAUUUGUCCAGACACGGGAACAAAACUGAAACGAGGACGACCAAUAAGAUCGGCAAGAGAUUGUUUCUAACCAAUUUUUGAAAAAAAAAUCAUUUGUUUCUUGUAUUGUAAGGGUCAAAGCUAAAUAGGCUUGUGUUCUUGGAUUUGUCAAUACUGGAGGCUCAAAAAUACAUCAUGUUGGCAAUUAUUAAAAGGCUUUAGAUACGUGAAGUCACUAGUAAAUGUUAAUUAAAUUGAACAGGUACAACUCCAGACUAUAAAAAAUUAUUAAUUUAUAGAGUUGUCGUAUGUAUUCAAUAAAGAUUGGAGACAAUCUAGAUUGAUGCAGUAAUCAAAAGAAGAGAAUGAAAACAGUAUAAAAAUCAUGUAUUAUUAUAUUAAUGAUAUACAUAAUAGCAUCUCCAUUGGUGAACCCUUCCCAAAAUCUACUUUUUAUUAUUAUAAUUUUUUUUUUUCGUUUGAUUUUUUUGAAAAAAAGAAAAAUUAAUAAAACAAUUAAUCCCGGAUCGCCACAUAUCAGUAGAGUCCGUGAACCGUGUUGAUACCGGUUUAUCCCAGCAGACCCAGAUGAUACAGGUUCAUAAAAAAUAGAUUAUUUUAUUAAUUUUGUUUUUUGGAAACUGUGGGAACCUCUAUUGAUAUACUUCAAUGCCGAUGUUUUAAGGCUACGUACUCAAAUGUAACACUCCCAUAAUUGGACGCAUGACCAGCCCUGGUUGGAUAUGUUAGUAUUAUUAUUUUAAAAAUCGUUGACGAUAUUCGCCAAUAAGAAGUUGACAUCGAAUUGUAAGAAAUUGCAUCUUUUACACAUAACGUAUAGGCUUGGCUAAUCGCAGGGCCGGUCCUUGUUUAAAGUUGGAUGAAAUAUUUGGCUGGAUCCCCAAAUUUUUUCGAAAAAUUUAUAUGAAUGUAAACCUUUAAAUUUAUUAAAAAAAGUUUCUAAAUUUGUGAAAAAAAGUUUUAUGAAUUUUUUUACUAAGAUAUUUAGGGCUCCAAAAUUCCAGGACUGUCUUGACUAAACAUUUCAUCACAUUUAUUAAAGACUCAAUGGAAGGCAUGACCGUUUCUAGGUAAAACUAGAUAAAACAUUCAUUUAGAAAAUUAUAUGUACAUAGAUCCCUAAAUUUAUAGAAAAAAGUUGCCAAAUUUGAAAAAAAAAAUUAUUGAAAUUUUUACUAAGUCCACUGAAGCCAAAAAAAAUCUCUGGACAAGGCUAAUGGCUUUUUAUCACAUUUAUUAAAGACUCAGUAGAAGAAAAAAUAAACAAACACGAAGGAAAGGAAUAAGAACGAACUGGAGAUAUGUCUGCUUGUGCCUCGUUUUGUUCUGUUUUCCUCAUUGCCUUACUUGCGAGCUUAAGAUCUUAUGCACAGCAACCAGACCCUACUUACAUAUACCAUCUUUGUCCAAACACGACAACUUACUCCCGAAACAGCACAUACUCUUCCAACAUUAGAACUCUUUUGUCCUCUCUUUCUUCCAACAGCCGUUCUUCCUCUACCGGAUUUUACAGCACAGCGGCAGGUCAAAGCCCUGACUUGGUGUUCGGCCUUUUCCUUUGCCGGGGGGAUCUCCCGCCAGAAGUCUGCGGUAAUUGUGUCGUCUUUGCUGCCAGCGACACUCUCAAAAAAUGUCCAGAGGAGAAGAUUGGGUUGAUAUGGUACGACCAGUGCAUGCUUCGAUACUCUGACCGGAAUAUUUUCUUGGAAUCUUCACUCCAAAAUGGAACAAACGGAAUACUCAUGUGGAACACUCGAGAUGUUCCAAAAAACCAAUCAGAACGGUUUCGUGAUGAAGUGUUCUCUCUGAUGAACAAGUGUGCAAACGAGGCUGUUAAUAGUUCAAAAAGGUUUGCGGUUAGCAAGUCCAACUUCACAUCGUUUCAGACACUUUAUGGGCUGGCUCAGUGCAUACCCGAUUUGACGAGUGGCGAUUGUUUUAAUUGUCUACAACGGACCAUCAGAUCAUUACCCACAGCCCAAAUUGGGGGAAGACUUCUUAUGCCGAGUUGUAACUCAAGGUACGAGCUCUACAAAUUCUUUGAAGAAACUGCCACAGCAAUACCUCAACCUCCUAAACCUCAGUUGGAUUCAGCUCCUCCACCGCCUUCCCAAGAAGCUGGAAAAGGCAGAAACUCAUCUGUCAUAGCAAUCGCUGUUGUUGUUCCAAUCACAGUCAUUUUUAUUCUUCUCGUAGCUGUUUUCAUUUUCUGGGCUAAAAAGAAAAGGAGAACUUAUGAGACGGAACCACUUGCUGAAGAUAGGGACGAUAUUACAACUGCAGGGUCACUUCAGUUUGAUUUUAAGGCAAUUGAGGCAGCAACUGAUAAUUUUUCUGAAACUAACAAACUUGGUCAAGGUGGAUUUGGGCAAGUCUACAAGGGUACUUUUCCUAGUGGAAUACAAGUUGCGGUGAAGAGGUUAUCUAAAACAUCAGGACAAGGUGAAAGGGAGUUCGAGAAUGAAGUUGUUGUUGUGGCAAAACUUCAGCAUAGAAAUUUGGUAAGGCUACUUGGUUUUUGUUUGGAAGGGGAAGAAAAGAUACUUAUCUAUGAGUUUGUGCCCAACAAAAGCCUUGAUUACUUCCUUUUUGACUCUACGAUGCAGAACCAGCUGGACUGGAAAAUACGGUACACGAUCAUUAAAGGAAUUGCUAGAGGGAUUCUAUAUCUUCAUCAAGAUUCACGACUCACAAUCAUUCAUCGUGAUCUCAAAGCCGGUAACAUCUUACUGGACGCUGAUAUGAACCCGAAAGUUGCAGAUUUUGGAAUGGCAAGAAUUUUUGGAAUGGACCAAAAGGAAGCCAAUACGAAAAGAAUAGUCGGAACCUAUGGUUACAUGUCUCCCGAAUAUGCAAUGUACGGCCAAUUCUCCAUGAAAUCAGAUGUCUACAGUUUUGGAGUCUUAGUUCUUGAGAUUAUAAGUGGCAAAAAGAACAGUAGUCUCUAUCAAAUGGAUGGUAGUGCUGGCAAUUUGGUUACAUAUACAUGGAGACUGUGGAGCAAUGGAUCGCAGUUAGAGCUCAUGGAUGCAUCAUUUCGAGAUAAUUAUCAAACAGACGAAGUUACGAGAUGCAUCCAUAUCGCUUUACUAUGUGUUCAAGAAGAAGCUGAAGAUCGUCCAACCAUGUCAGAUAUCGUCCAAAUGCUCACUACUAGCUCCAUCGCUCUCACUUUGCCUCGACCACCUGGAUUUUUCUUCCGAAGUAAGCAUGAACAAGUAGGAGUGGAUCCAUCAAUGGAUACGUUUGCCACAGGUUCUGUGGACAAGGCUUCCAUUACUCGAGUAUCUCCUCGUUGAAAACAAAACUAUCCAUAAAUAAAAAUUAAGGUGAUAUAGUGAUUGUAGACUGUUACGUAAAAGAUUUAGAGACUAUGAUGAUCUUGGGUAUACUCAAAGCAUUUGAAUU